Messenger RNA from Exserohilum turcica Et28A, 6684 nucleotides. RefSeq lists its product as uncharacterized. The record is from RefSeq and is a predicted model, not a curated record. Gene Ontology annotation, biological process: protein deubiquitination. Gene Ontology annotation, molecular function: cysteine-type deubiquitinase activity. NCBI's taxonomy places the organism in Eukaryota, Fungi, Ascomycota, Dothideomycetes, Pleosporales, Pleosporaceae. The transcript has 5 exons. Bases 144 to 6515 code for a protein of 2123 amino acids.
CCAAGGAUUGAGGUGCAGCAGCCGUCCGCGGCCCGUCGCCAGGGGAGCGCCUACGGGAAGGUUGGCCUCUCUUUCUUGAGCACAUCGCUGGUGGAUGAGAGAGGGAGAGGGAGACGGAGAUCGAGAGAGACAAAGUCGAGGGCAUGGAUCCCCAGAGCGUAGCUUUUCAGCCACGCGACGAUCUCUGGCGCUUCCAGAGCGAAAUGCUUCGAGUGCAAGAGAGCCAAGCCGAACUCGCUGAUCGCGUCGCCCGCCUGGAGCGCAAGCACGAGGACGACUCGCGCCUAAAGAACGUCUGGGGCACUUCGUCACCCUUCCCUUCGGUCCUUGGGGGGACACCACAGCAAGUCCCCUUGCAGCAGCCCACGGCCGAGCACUUUUCCAACUUUGACGACCACUCAAGCAACCUCAUCGGCAAUCUCCAGCUCGACGCCGAUGAAGAGCCCCGUCGCGUAGGCGUCACCUCCCGCGCCAACAGCGUCCGCUUCGACGAGACGGCCAACCACGGUCACUGGGCCCACGCGUCGCGAUCUUCGCUGGAUUUGAUACCCCGCACCGGCAGCGGCAUGGGCGGACAUGCCAUGAGCGAACGCAGCUACUCGCACAAGUCGGACGGCAGGCAGAGCUCAGCUGGGCACUCGGUGCACUCGAUGGCGUCUGGUCGGGCCAACAGCCUCACAAGCUUCGGCCCAACCACGCCCCAAGAUGCUCCAGGGCUGGCUCCUGGCUUAUUCAUUCUGGGCUCGGUGCCCGCCAUCAUACGUUGCUGGCUCAACACUAACUUCAAGCACGACACGUUACUCUAUGCAGCCGUGUGCUCAGGCUCAUAUAUUUCUUACUUGGACCUGCACCUGAUUGAGCAGCUGGGCUUCCAGGACCAGGUCAUCCUGGACGAUGACGGUGUUCGCAAGAUCAAGCUGUCGGUCUACCUCCCAGAGGCCGUGCCAGUAUCGGCGUCUUCACGGUCUAGUAGCCCUGCGCCGCAACUUCCGUCAGUCGGUGUAGAUUUCACUGUUGUGCACGAACACAAUCCCGACGCCAACCCAAAGGCCAUCCAGAUUUUCCUUGGCAGCGACAUGCUGCGAGCACACAAUGCCGAUUUGCUGUUUUCAUCGAGCCAGCUAACUCUCUACGACGACGAGCACAGUAAACUCCAGAUACCCCUAGUUCGUCCGGAAGACGAGCGUGCGUUUAGGUCGCUGCACACUUCAAGUCAAUGCCGCGCCAUAUCCGCAGAGCACAACAAAAGAGCCCCAGUGUCUGCACCCACGCAACAUGACGACACGGGUGAGGGUUCCACCGCGUCAGCAGCCCACGAUCCUUUCUUGCCUACUGAUAAAUCUACUGACACAGGCACGGCAACAAACUCCGACGAUGGUGGGUCCAGCGGCCGGAGGAGUCUCGAGCAGCGUCCGCGGCUGGGCCUCUCCCUGUCGCGGCGCUCGGAAUAUAAAGACGAGCCAGAAUUGGACGCUGCCAGUGGAGCACCGCACCCUGCGGCACCAUCGGCUAUCUGGAGCAACUGGCGUCGUGACCAGGCCGAAAAGGCCAACGCGGGCUCGUUGGACUGGGCGAGCGUGGGUAAAACCACAAGCUCAACGCCCAGCUACCAACGACGCGACACAGGCAUCAAGGUGCUGAAGCCAUCCAAGCCGGCACGAGCCAUGUCGACGUCCAACUCCUUGCCAGCUACAGGGCAGUCGCGCUUCUUCGAUGAUGGAAAGCGCAGAGGCGAGCCUGAGACGGGCAGCAGCCCAGCGCCCCCACAGCCCAAGAGAACCGUGUCGGCAGAGAAGGCAAAGGAGAACAACAUGGCUUUUCCAAAGUCUCGGCCAGCAAAUCCGCGGAAGAUUGUGGUCCCCGCAAAAGACUCACCAAACGUCGGGGACGGCACUCAUUCACCGAAUGUGGCCAGCGCCGGUGUAGCGUCUCCUCGCUCCUCCCCGCAGCCGCCUGAAGCAUCACCGCCGCGCUACUUGCCACCGCACCUGCACGACGAGGUCCUUGUCGACGCUUCCGACUCUGGUAGUCAGUUUGCACGAGACCACAGCAACGGCGCCAGCUCUCCCAGCGAAGCCUACGCCAACCUCACCCUCGACAGCCGCGAGGGCUCCAUCACCGACCUCGACCGCACACGCGCCGCCGAGCAGUACUACAGCCCCUCGCGCCCCCCGCCCCGGGCAUCCUCACCCGCUAAGCGCUCUCAUUCAGACAUGGACGACAAGGCCGACCCCGACGCCGCUCUGCCCUCGAGCGACGCGCAGCCCACCCCCCACGCCAGCAAGCCGCUACCCGCAGGCGCAUCCCAGCGCAGCGCGCGUGCAGCGUCGGUCGACAUGGCCGACACGCCCAACAGCGGCAGCUCCGAGGCCGAUGGCGAUGCUUCGGGCUCCUCGGCCACCAGCAUCGACGCCUCGCAGCACGCCGAUCUGCCCACCAUAGACGAGCAGGUCACUCGCGUCAUGGGCAUGAUGACCAGUGAGCCUCUGGUGGACCGCCAAGAGGGCUACAUCAUCUCCGAGCGCUGGCUGGAGCGUGUCUGGGCGCGCACAUCGGAGAACAUCAGCAGGCCGCAGGAUUUCAGCAAAGAAGCGACCCAGGGCCCAGUCGGUCCGGUGGACAACUCGCAUCUUGUCGACGUCCAAGUACUGCAAGAUGACCUGGCUGACCAGCGCGGCGAAGACUUCAUUCCGCUUAGCAAGGCCGCCACCCUCGGCCAGGAUUUCGAGGUUCUCCCCCGCAAAGCCUGGGAGUUGGUACUAGGCUGGUAUGGACUCAAGAAGGGCAGCCCAGUCAUAAGGCGGUACGCCCACAACACGGUCCCGGGCCAGGUCAGCGAGGACAUUUCCUACGAGCUCCACCCCCCUAUUAUUACUGUCCGAAAAGUGCGGAAAUCAACAACUCUUGCAGACAAUACCAGGUUGGCGCAGAAAAUCGUUGCCAGCCGCUACGAGAGCUUCAUCGCUUUUCUUGAAGCUGCCAAAAAGGCUGCGGGUAUCGACUUGGACAAAAAGGUGCGGGUGUGGAGAAUCCUUGCCACUGCUCCCACCGACAAGCCUCAAUCAGCGCAGCCUGCUGGCAUACUCACUCCAGACGCAUCGCCCCGAAAUGGUUCACCUGUUGCGCCAAUAGGCACUCAAAUGCCUUCUCUUGUCAUGGACGUUGCAAGUUUCAACGGCCUUGCAUACGGGUCGGAGCGUGAGCUCGUCACAGGCAAGGACGAGAAGGCCAACGAGGACUUCAACGAAUCUUUGACUCUGGCCGAUGCUGGCCUUACACAGGACCAAGUCAUUGUGCUAGAGGAACACGACGAGAAAGGCGAAUACAUUUCCGACACAACCAAGGAUGCAUCCAAGACUAAGGCUACUGCUCUGGCUGGAAAGGGACUCCAAAGUACCACGACCAGUGGAAGAAACACGCCUACCGGCGGUCCUGUGACGCGCGGAAGAAAGCAGAAUGGCAAAGUGCGCGGCCACGUUGGAUUGACCAACCUUGGCAACACAUGUUACAUGAACUCGGCUCUCCAGUGUCUACGUAGUGUUGAAGAGUUGAGCAUGUACUUUCUGAACGGCAAAUGGAAAGAAGAGGUCAAUGCCGACAAUCCUAUAGGCCACAAAGGUGUCAUUGCUAAAUCAUAUGCUGGGCUGCUGAGUGCCAUCUACAGCCUUGACAACAGCUCUUCGGUCUCGCCAAAGGAUUUCAAGCAAAAGCUAGGAAGAGCGAAUAGCUUGUUCUCUGGUUACGGUCAGCAGGAUUCCCAAGAGUUUGUCAGCUGGUUGGUCGAUGCCCUCCACGAGGACCUCAAUCGGAUACACAAAAAGCCGUACCGAGAGAAUCCGGAUUCAGAGGACGACACUCAUCGCGAUCCAGAAGCUGUUAAGAAACUUGGCGAAAUCUACAGAGACAAUCACCGCGCCCGGAAUAACUCGGUGGCCAUGGACCUGUUUAGUGGGUUCUACAAAAACACAAUGGUGUGCCCAGAAUGCGAGAAAGUCAGCAUUACCUUCGACCCUUACAGCCAGCUCACCCUGCAGUUGCCAAUAGAGCAGACUUGGACCCACACCAUCACCUAUGUGCCGCUCAACGGAAAACCCUACCAGCUCGAGGUUGACAUUGACAAGAAUGCCACUAUCAAGACGUUGAAAGAGUUUGUCGGCAAGCGCGGCGGCGGCGUACCAGCCAACCGCAUCAUGGCUUCUGAGCUAUAUAGCCACAAAUUCUACCGCCACCUGGAUGAUGCACUCACCAUAUCCGAGUCGAAUAUUGGCGCCAGGGAUGACAUCUAUUUCUACGAACUUGAGUUGGCUCCAAGCAAUUGGCCCACCCCUAAAAAGAAGGGCUCAAAAUACAAAAUGCUGCUUUCCCAGUCCUCUGACGAGGACAUUCCAGAGAGCGCUUCACCGCUCCAUGACCGCAUUGUAGUCCCCCUCUUCCAUCGCAGUCCGGGUGUGUCAGCUUACAGGUCAUCGAGCGUCGGCAUGGCGCUUUGGCCUAGCUUCAUCGUCCUCACACGCGAGGAAGCAAGAGAUUACGAUGCCAUCUUGAGAAAGGUGUUGGCACGGGUCGCGCAGAUGACGACACGGAAGAUUCUCACUGAGCUCAGUGGAUCAGAUCAGUCGCAAUCUGGCUCUGAUGUCGUCCUGACAACUGAAGAAGAUGCUUCACCAAACGAUCCCCAGGUCAAGGAUGGCUCUGUUGAAGGUGAGGAUAUGGUCGAGGUGACUAUGACGGAUGCCAAAGACACAACUACCGCCCAAACCGAGAAUGCCAAUCAGAUUCCAGAAGUUCUCCGUCCGGGUGGCUACAUCCAUCCUGAGUUCAGACAGUUGUUCGAAAUGAAGCACACUAGAAAGAGUACUGAAAUUGUGACUACUGGUUGGAGUACACUGGAUCACAACCGCACAUGCGAGCCCAUUUCGAAGCGCAUCCGAGUGCCACCGUCGCGAGAGGAAUCUGUCCAGUCUUCUGUUGGUGGAAGUGAGGCCACGUCGAGUGAUGAAGACGAAGACGCGUCGCAGUCAACAAUUGUCGAUGCAGAUGCUGCGAUUGACGCGGCAAACGUUAGCAGCGACGAAGAGAUGCAGUCGGUCGAGCCGGAAACGACAGAAUUCGCGCGGUCUGGUCGUCAAAACAAGAAGAAGAGCAAAAAGGCACGAAAGCACGAGCGAAAAAUGGAAAGAAAGCACAAAAAUAACAAGAACUUCAAGAACCGCAAAGGCGGCAGGGUGCCUGAGCAGCCCAACUAUCCAGAAGAUGCGGAUGACGAGGCGGAUGACCGCUUGAUCCGCAUGGGCGAGGGCAUUGUGCUUGACUGGACUUCAGAGGCCAUUGACGCCUUGUUCGGAGGGACUGCGGACGACGAUCCUCGGGGCGCCGAUGUGAUGAAAUCUGUCGAGGUACUUGACGACCCUGAGAUUCAAGAUAAGAAAGCAAAACGCGCAGCCCGCAGGAAAAACGGCAUUAACCUCGAUGAGUGCUUCACUGAGUCGUCCAAGAGCGAAGUGCUCUCCGAAGACAAUGCAUGGUACUGCAGCCGAUGCAAGGAGCUGCGCCGUGCAACAAAGACGUUGGAGAUUUGGACUGUACCUGACAUUCUCAUCAUACACCUCAAGCGCUUCAGUGGCCACCGAACGUUCCGGGACAAGAUUGAGGAUUUGGUUGACUUCCCAGUUGAAGGAUUAGAUCUCUCGGGCAAAGUCGGCUACCCCGAAGGCAAGGAUCUCACUUACGACCUGUUCGCUGUCGACAACCACUAUGGUGGCUUGGGAGGCGGCCAUUACACAGCCACUGCUCAGAAUUUCUUCGAUAAGCAGUGGUAUGACUACAAUGAUUCCAUCGUGUCGCGGUGCGAAUCUGGCCGCAAGGCCGUCUCGAGAGCUGCGUACUUGCUCUUUUACCGCCGCCGCUCGCCUGUCCCUUUAGGCCCUCCGGAGCUUCAAAGAAUCGUAGCUGCCGAAGUCAGCAAUGCCGACUCUGAUGACGAGAAUACGGACGCAGAUGAUCAGCAAGCGCGUUCUCGCUCACCGGCGGGAAACGGCUUGCGCCUCGGCGAUUCGUCCCGCAAUGGGUCGUCGAGCGCUGGCGCAGUCGCAGCGGGAGCCGUAGCCCUGCGCGGGGAUGGCUAUCAGCGUUCAGCAGCCGGGAGCCGUCCAAAGAACGGAGUCGCAGCCGUGAACCUGAGUGACGAUGACGACUUGCCACCAUAUGCUGACGAAGAUGAAGGUUUCGUCGAAGACUCGUACACCAACAACCCUUGGACAGCUGAUAGCGAUCAGCCGAUCUGGAGUUUUAAUUCUCUUAGCGAUAACGCUACUCGCAAUGAUAAUGAUUCUGAUACUGGUGGCGUCGCGUCCGACACUGGGGCGGCGUCGACGGGUGACGGCAUGGAACUGAGCGAUAGACUUUUGGAAGACUUUGGUGACGAUGGUCCCGUCAAGGGGGCUUGGGGCGGUGUUGCCACGCCUGUUACCCAGCCGGAAGACGAUGUCGCCGAGAUUAGGCUUGUUGGUGAUUGAGGGUUAAGUGACGUACAGUGGAGUUUAGCUUAGACGAACAUGAUUGACGAAAGAGGAUUGGGAUGGAUAAAAAAAACUAUUGAUGUAAAUGACAACGACAUUGAUGAGGGUUGCUCAGGUGGGGUUUGCAACGGGAGUUUUGCAUAGCAUCUGUAGGCGCAGGUUAGGC